ACCUCGUCUCCGUAUAAGCCAACCAAUUCAUCAAACCAAGAAUCUCUUCCCCGUAAAAUUUGUCAAUUUACGAUCGCCAAGCUGCCUAUCGCGUCCUAAACCUUCUACUCCAAUCCUAUUCCAGAUAGCUAUUUAACUAUAGGUACACAACAACAACACCAGCCUAAAAUGCCGCAAGCAAGCUCUCUUCCCGCCUGGGCCGAGCUUCAAGCUCACCGUGACUCCGUGGGCAAGAGCUUCGUGCUCAAAGAGGCCUUUGCUUCCGACCCUGAGCGCUUCUCCAAGUUCACACGCACCUUCAAGCUCCCAGAGUCCGUUGGCUCGACCGAGAUCCUCUUUGACUUCAGCAAGAACUUUCUCACAGAGGAGACGCUCGACCUCCUGACCAAGCUUGCCGAGCAAGCCGGAGUCGAGACGAAGCGUGAAUCCAUGUUCAAGGGCGAGAAGAUCAACUUCACCGAGGGCCGGGCUGUCUACCACGCUGCGCUGCGCAAUGUCGGAUCAGAGCCGUGGCCCAUGUCUGUCGAGGGUGUCGACGUUAUGGGUGCCAAGGGUGGUGUUAACGAUGUCCUCGAGCACAUGAAGGAGUUCUCAGAGCAGGUCCGAAGCGGCGAGUGGAAGGGUUACACAGGCAAGAAGCUCACCAACAUUGUCAACAUUGGCAUUGGUGGCUCUGAUCUCGGCCCUGUCAUGGUCACCGAGGCCCUCAAGCACUACGGUGCCAAAGACAUGACGCUGCACUUCGUCUCCAACAUCGAUGGCACUCACAUGGCCGAGGCACUUGCCGCUUCCGAUCCCGAGACGACAUUGUUCCUCGUUGCUUCCAAAACUUUCACCACCGCCGAAACAACGACCAACGCCAACACUGCCAAGUCGUGGUUCCUCGAGAAGACGGGCAACAAGGGCGAUAUUGCCAAGCACUUUGUGGCUCUGUCAACAAACGAGGGUGAGGUCACCAAGUUUGGCAUCGAUGCCAAGAACAUGUUUGGCUUUGAGAGCUGGGUGGGUGGUCGCUACUCAGUCUGGAGUGCCAUUGGCCUCAGCGUUGCGCUCUAUAUUGGCUACGACAACUUCCACAAGUUCUUGGUGGGUGCGCACGCCAUGGACAAGCACUUCCGUGAGGCACCACUAAGGGAGAACAUCCCUGCUAUCGCAGGUCUGCUGAGUGUGUGGUACUCUGACUUUUACAAUGCUCAGACGCAUCUGGUCGCACCAUUCGACCAGUACCUUCACCGCUUCCCUGCAUACCUUCAGCAGUUGUCGAUGGAGUCCAACGGCAAGAGCAUCACCUCCGAUGGGACCCCGGCUAAAUACACAACCGGCCCUAUCCUCUUCGGCGAGCCAUGCACAAACGCACAGCACUCAUUCUUCCAGCUCGUGCAUCAGGGCACCAAGUUGAUCCCUACAGACUUCAUCCUGGCGGCCAAGUCGCACAACCCCAUUUCAGACAACCUUCACCAGAAGAUGCUGGCUUCCAACUAUCUCGCCCAAGCUGAGGCGCUCAUGGUUGGCAAGACGGCCGAACAAGUCCGUGCUGACGACAGCAGCGUCCCGGACAACCUUGUGCCGCACAAGGUGUUCCUUGGAAACCGGCCAACGACUUCGAUCCUUGUCGGUGGUCACAUUGGGCCCGCUGAGUUGGGCGCCCUCAUCGUUUAUUACGAGCACCUGACAUUCACCGAGGGUGCUGUCUGGGAUAUCAACUCGUUCGACCAGUGGGGUGUGGAGCUCGGCAAGGUUCUGGCCAAGAAGAUUCUCCAGGAGUUGAACGAGGCGGGCAACGGACAGGGCCACGAUUCAUCGACCGGUGGACUGAUUGGUGCCUUUAAAAAGUACAGCAGCUUGUAGGAGUUGAACGUGGAGCUGCAGGGCCAGCUUUGGUGCCGUUCAAGAAGUAAUUACUGUUGUUCCAAAUGGUGAUCUGCCCCGUAAGUGUGGAUCGUGUAGUUUUCCAGACAGCAUCACAAUAUGAGAAUAACUUAACAAGCAGCACGGUUUCUAUCAUACUUUCCAAAUCUACUGUUGUUCAGUUUGUAGCAAGGCUUGCAUAGACGGUAUCGACAGGGGCUGGGCCCAUUUGCUUUCAUCCCACAGUUUUCUUUUUUUUUUUUUUUUCACU
This is a messenger RNA of Pyricularia oryzae 70-15, 2119 nucleotides long. RefSeq names its product glucose-6-phosphate isomerase. Gene Ontology annotation, molecular function: carbohydrate derivative binding; glucose-6-phosphate isomerase activity; monosaccharide binding. The record is from RefSeq and is a predicted model, not a curated record. Lineage: Eukaryota; Fungi; Ascomycota; Sordariomycetes; Magnaporthales; Pyriculariaceae. Gene Ontology annotation, biological process: gluconeogenesis; glucose 6-phosphate metabolic process; glycolytic process. The transcript is spliced from 4 exons. Bases 169 to 1848 code for a protein of 559 amino acids. Gene Ontology annotation, cellular component: cytosol.